Molecule: messenger RNA, 1427 nt
Organism: Nothoprocta perdicaria
Lineage: Eukaryota; Metazoa; Chordata; Aves; Tinamiformes; Tinamidae
Gene: CLTRN
Product: collectrin, amino acid transport regulator
Exons: 6
Coding region: 12-692 (226 amino acids)
Source: RefSeq, a predicted model, not a curated record
ACACUGGAAGGAUGUUACGUUUUUUGCUGCUUGCCUUCUCUGUGGUUGUCUUUGCUCAUGCUGAGCUCUGCAAGCCAGAUGCACAGAAUGCUUUCAAAGUACGGCUUAGUAUCAAAACAGCUUUGGGAGAUAAUGCUUAUGCCUGGGAUGCAAAUGAGGAGUACCUCUUCAAAGCAAUGGUGGCUUUUGCAAUGAGAAGAUACUCCAGCAAGAGCACCACUCAGAUUUCCAAUGUGCUGCUCUGCAAUGUGACGGAUCGGGUGUCCUUUUGGUUUGUGGUCACGGAUUCUGCCAAGAACGUGACGACUGUUGCUGGAAGUGAGGUAGAGGCCGCUAUCAGGAUGAAUCGGAACAGAAUCAACAGUGCCUUCCUCCUGAGUGACAAAACAUUGCAGUUCCUGAAGAUAUCCUCCACCAUAGCACCGCCCGUUGAGCCCUCCACACCUGUUUGGCUGAUCGUAUUUGGUGUUGUUCUUUGUCUCACUGUGGCUGGGAUUGUUUUCCUCAUUGUUACAGGAAUUCAGCGGCGCAAGAAACAGAAUAAAGAGUCAUCAGAGACAGAAGAUUUAGAAGAAAAAUGUGAAGUGACAGUAACAAUAGAAAAUGGGAUUCCUUGCGAAACACUGGAUUUAAAAGCAGGCCACAUUAAUGGAGUCUAUGCAGCAGAUGAUGAACGGUUCGCGUCYUUAUGAAAUGCUGCUAUUCCUAGCUGGUCUGUUUUUGAAAGACUCUUAUGCCUACUUUAUCUCGUCACUACUUCUGAAUGUCAAACAUGAGACAAGAAAAAAUGUCCUUUCACUUAAUUUCCCUUGAGAGAAGCCUUUGCUGAUAACACAUACACUCGAACCUCCGUUACAAAGCUUUUGUUCAUGAGCUGAGCAAAUGAGAAGACUUCAAAUGAUAGCCAUUAAAGAUUUCCAAAAGAUGUGUGGUAGAACAGGGUUGAAAGCUGCCUUGUGUCAGGCAUUUAAUUUUUAAUAAUUGUUUAAAUAUGCCUAUUGUUUUUCCCCUUCUAUUAAUGUGACACGGCAUUAUUUUCCUGAAUGUCACAGAAGAGAUUGUCUAGCAUUGUCAGUUUUUGCUGGGUUUUUUUUUGAGCCAUGUGCAAAAAUUUCUCUGUAAACUGAUUUCUGUGUGCUGAUCAGUCGUGUGCCUUUCCCUGGAAUAGAGAUCAGCGUAUGAAAGUUUUAACUUAAGGAAAAAAAAAAGCCAAGUUUUCUGGCCUCUCUAAGAGCAGUUUAGAAAGUAUCUGCUCCAUCCAUAGMUUUUGAACUGCCAAAUGUUUGGUCCUAAAUGUGUUUCUCACUUAGAAGUCCAAGUCACAGGUUACGUGAUCAGGAAAUUAAAAGUUGCAAAAGUUUGAAAAGGGGAGAUUUUCCCAAAAACGCAGUCUGUGGUUGAUGGACCAAAUCUUAAUAAACCUAUAC